UAUACAAUGCAAAAAUUACGUUGAAGUAAGAACGAUAUCGCGUGACAUUUAGAGUAACCGCAAUAUGAUUGUUACUGAUCAGCGAUUUUAGAAAGUGUUGCAAUUCUUUAGAAUUUACAAAACGUAGAUAUAUUUACGUAUAGCCUGCUCGAUUUAGAUGUGGAUCUCUUGUCUCGGCUUUAAUUGUGUCUGCUCCAAUUUUCUCUAGGGAUUAUUUUAUCACUUGUGUUUGUUUUUAAUUCUUUGAAGGAUACUCUUAAAGUGACUUAUUCGCAAAGGAUAAAUUACACUAAUAGAUCUAGCAGCGCACGAGAUUGACACCAUGUGAUUCUGUGUGUUGAGGUGUUAUGAAAUAGUUCAGUUAUGCUGCUGAACAGAUCUAAACAUGGACAAAUUAAGAUAGGAAAGAUAACUCAGUUCUUCAACGAAACCAUACGUCGACCCAAAAGGGGAAGGUUAUGGCCCUUCUCUCCUUGGGUCAAUGCAGAGAAAUCCACGCUUCGAAGGGCAUAGUGACACAUAAGGCUAUUCUAUUAGUUGCUGUCAUCAUUAUCACAUUACUGCAUCAAACUUUUGGAGAGUCCUAUAGAACUAGUAGUCAGUUCAACAAUGAUGCAACUUUAAGAAGUAGAUCUACAGUUCUUCAUUUGUAUGAGCCUCAGUCCGCCAGUUGGUUUCAUUGUCCUUCUGAUUGGAUCUAUCACAACAAUCAUUGCUACUUCUUCAUUGAAGCCAAACUCUCCUGGACUCAAGCUGAAGCCUUUUGCAGCAGCAAAGGUGGAAAUCUAGUCUCUAUUACUAGUCAGACUGAGCAGAACUAUGUCGCUACACUUCUGAGGGAUAUCAGAUCACCUGAAACCAAUGAACCUGAGUAUAAAAUUUGGAUUGGCUUAGUUCGUCACUUGAAUCAAGCCUUUAUCUGGUCUAAUGGGCAAACUGCUGUUGAACAAGAUGGUUUCUGGGCAGUUAAUGGACUGGAUUCUAUUAAUGCUUCACCUAUCAGUAGACUCUGCUGUUACUUGAGGGCGGAGCCUCCUGCUUACCAAGACCUGCGAUGGGUUCUCACAAGUAACUGUGAAGAGCCUCAUGUUUCACUGUGCAUUAUGCAGCCUUGUGAGGAGCAGACUUUGCGGUGUGAGGAUGGUUCCAGAUGCAUCAACAAAGCAUGGAAGUGUGAUGGCCAUUGGGAUUGCAGGGAUGGUUCUGAUGAGGCCAAAUGCAAUGAGGGUUCUUCAGUCACACCCCCUUCAUACUCAAGACAGUGUGGAAGUCUAAUGAAAGGCGCUUCUGGUGUUUUGGUUUCUCCAAAUUUUCCUAGUCACUACCCUGCUUUUUCUAGUUGCACUUGGAAAAUUGAAGUUUUACCGCCAAGUGUUAUUGAAAUAACGGUAGAGACGUUAGCUAUUGAAGCACAGUACGACUCUCUUCAAAUCUUUGAUUGCCCCGAUAUGUCUGAUACAACACUGUUAGACUAUUUGGAUGGCAAUGUAUCCAAUACAAAAGUGAUCUCUUCAAAUAAUUGUGUGCUGGUCAAAUUUCAGUCUGACCACUCUAUCGAAGCCAGUGGAUUUAACAUCACAUGGCAAGCAGUUGAUUCUCAUGUUUCUGGCUGUGGUGGUACGUUGUAUGCAACAAGAAGCUAUCAGCACUUGAGAUUUCCUACCUCACGUUCUAGAGUUUUCAAGCAAACAAGUUGUGAGUGGUUGGUCUCAGCUUCUGCCAGUACUGUUCUACAUAUAUUGAUGAACAUCACCUUCCAAUUGAAAGGUCAAGAUACGAUCACAAUCUACGAUGGCCCUAACAGCAAGUCUCCCCUAAUCCUUCAGGUGAACUCUACUGUAGGUGUCAUAGCUCCUGGUGAAUCUCAGCCUGGAGUUGACUCUUUGGGGAUGGCCUCAAGCAACAUUCAUCCUGUGAUAGUUUCAUCUGGUCCACAUCUGUACAUUCAUGUUAGCUUAGGCAGCAAGACAACUGGUCAGAUACUUUCCUAUUCUGAAGGUUGCGAUGUUUUUAUUUCCUCUGAAUCGUCUUUCAUUUUGUCUCCUGGCUAUGCCAGCCUGCACUAUGUGAACAACCUCAAAUGUCGAUGGUCAUUUAAAAAACAUGGACUAGGCAAAACACAAGACGUUAUUUUUUUUCCAAACUUUCACACAGAGGCAAACAAGGAUUAUGUCCAAGUGAGGAACACAUCAUGUGUUUUAGAGACUCUCUCUGGUAUUCAUCUCCAGUAUCAAAGAGUGAGUGCUACAAAGUCAGACUUUUCCAUUGAGUUUGUUUCAGACUCAACAGUGAAUAGAGGCCAGUGGGCAGCUCUUGUUUCUUUUGACUGUGAUAAAUUUCCGGCCUCACCCCCCAUCAGUGUCAAUACUACAGAGAAUCAUUUUGGUGCAGUGAUUCAGUUUUCUUGUCCUCCUGAAAAUGAUCUCGUUGGCCCUGCCUUUGCAGUCUGUGGUGUGAAUGGUCAGUGGUUUCCAUCCAAGCUGCCCAGUUGUAAAAAGACAGACUGUGGACCAGCUCCUGCAAUAGCGAACGGUUAUUUGGUUGACCUCAAUGGCACAGAGAUAGGAAGUGUAGCCCAAUAUAAGUGUUUCAAUGGUUACAAGAUAGUGAACCAUGAAAAUGCCAUGUGCGAGAAAGGAGUUUGGAAAAAUGUCCCUGUUUGUAAAGCAAUAACCUGCCCCAAAGAGCCUCCUCCUGCUAAUGGACUUGCACUGGCUGAAUAUAUUAGCUAUGGCUAUGUGAGGGAAUAUUUUUGUGCAGAUGGAUAUCAAAUGAUUGGAACUAAGUUCUCUCACUGUGGAUCCAGUGGUCAAUGGAGUCAUUCUCGUCCAAUCUGUCAAGCUCCCAGCUGCCCUAGACUAACUCACAUACCUCAUGGAUUUACCAAUGUUAGCACAGAUCCUGUUUUCGUUGGGACAUCAGUAAAGAUCACCUGCGAUAAAGGCUAUGAGCCCAGUGACCCUAACAUUCUAACUUGUCUGCCUAGUUUGCAGUAUGACCUGCCUGUUCCUUUCUGUACAGACAUAGAUGAGUGCACUAUAGGAAACCAUACCUGUGAAGAGCAUGUUUGUCAGAAUCUACCAGGGGAUUUCUCGUGUUUUUGCAGGAGAGGUUUUCAGCACCCUGUAGGAUCAAAUCACACAUGUAUAGAUGUGAAUGAAUGUGAAGCGAACAAUGGAGGAUGUAAUCACCAAUGCAACAACACAAGGGGAGGCUACUUGUGCCAGUGCGCAGAGCAUUUCCUACUGUAUGAAGGACCAAAAGACCGGAGAUCAAACUUUUCAUUAAGUCCCAACAAAACUUGUAUAGAAACUUGUCAGCUGAUACCAUUGGUUAGUGGCAUGGAUGUGGUUUAUAGUGAGAGACCAUUGUACAAUGGUGUGUACAUUUUAGGUACCAAUGCCACUAUCAAGUGUCCAUCUGGCCAUCACCCUGCACUCAGUAUUACUAGAUGUGUGUCUUUAAACGUUUGGUAUCCAAACUUACAAAAAUGUAAAGUGUCAUCCUGUGUCAAGCCCUCUCCACCACUGAAUGGGAAUGUUUACUAUCACAACCUAACAGUUGGCAGUUCAUUGAGGUACUCCUGUAGGGAGGGCUUUGUCCUGAUCCAACCAGGCAGCGCAAGGUACUGUGUCAUGAAUGCUACUACUGGCAGAAGUAUCUGGACUGGACGUCAGCCGCAUUGUCAAUCUGUGGAUUGUUCUCAACCAAAGGCUCCAGGAAAUGGAACUGUCCACUUCACAACAACUUACUACAACUCUGUGGCACUAUUCAAAUGUUAUUGUGGCUUCCAACUUAUUGGUCAGUCUGUGGCUAAAUGCAAGGCAGAUGGUCAGUGGAGUAGCCAGGCCCCCUUUUGUCAGAUUCAGUCCUGUAAGAAUCCAAGUUCCCUAACCAAUGCUUCCAUUAUCAAGUAUCAGCAAGGUUUUCCUGUUGGUUCAAGUGUAACCUUUCACUGCAACAGGACAGGAUAUACCCUGUCUGAUUAUUCAUCCAUACAAUGCCUGGCAACAAAAGUUUCUAAAGAGUCAAUACUACAGCCAUUGGCUACAUUGACCCAUCAAGUUUAUAUGGAGCUUGGUACUCAUCUGAUCUCUACAUGCCGUGAUGCUUGUGCAGAGAAAUUGCAAGAACUUGCUUUAAUCCAGCUCCAGGAUGUGGUGGAUAUAGCCACUGAGUAUGGUGUAUCUCUGGACAUCAUCCCUAGCACAACAUCUACUAGUGAUAAUCUGUCUGUGAAACUGACAAUAACAGUAUCAUCUACUAAAGUGCUCAAUGUGUGCAACUAUAUUGACCUAGUCAAUUCCACAAUGAGUUCCAUGGACACAGAGAAAUUUCGAGAGUUGUCCUCUUGUGCAGUUAGUUGCCCUUCCAUUAGUGUCUUGAGUGCUUCCACUAAAACCUCUGUAACAUGGGGGUGCUUUUCUGGCCUGACCUUUAAUGGACAAAAUUGUGGUGAGGAGACGGGCCCUGUAUGUUUGGAAGAGUGUGUAGAGAAGGAUCUGAACUUGGCCUCUGAUGAAAUGAUUAAUGAUCUAGAAGAUCCACAACUAGUCUUUGCUCAGUCAACUGUCAGAACUCUGUCCACUGACCAGAUCCAGUCCACUGCACUAUCAUUUUCUCACAGUACAGAAAAAACACUGUCCAGUGAUCUGAGCUUUUCCACCCCAGAACCAAUCACUGCUAGCACUGUGAAUCAAGUAGAAAUGGUUGAUACUUCAGAGGAAACCACACAGCCUACAUCAAACCAUCCCCCAUCAUCCCCGUCCAUUCCAACACUUGUACAUAAUACAAGUGGUUCACAAGACACCACUGAAAAUCCUCAUUUAGUGGGCCCCCAGCGUCAUACUACACAACCCUCUUCAAUCAAAACUUCCAAUAUAGAGCAGAAAACUGAAGACCCUGGAGGACAUCGCUUCACAUUAACUAGCUUUACAGAUAACCCGACAGGAAACUAUUCUACGCUGAAAAUCGAUUCAGAUAGAGAGAAGAGCCCUGUCCACUUGAAUGUCACCGCCAGCGCUAACAAAACCAGUUGCUCUAACAUUUUAUCGAAUGUCAAAAGUGAGAAUGGCUCACGAGGGCAAGAUUCAAGUGCCAAUGAGACAUGGAAAGAUGUUAAUGACCAAGUGAACGAAAAUGACUGCAAUCGUAAUUACAGCUCUGAAAACCAGCCUAACAAUGAGGAGCUUUUAAAACAAGCAGUUAUCUCCUCUGAUACCACCUUGCCGAUCUAUUCUGUUGUGGUGACUGACAGCAUGACUGGUGCAUUCUCCAACAUUUCAUGCAUCAAUGCAUCUCACGUCAGCAUUAACACCAAGGUCAAUGACAUACUGAGAGAGUUCAGUAGCCUGAUUGGUCACACUGUGUGUAUCAAGUCCAACUCCACUUUAGAACUGACCGCAGGAAACAUCAAAUUCAUGGGCUUGAAGGCUAGUAUCUACAUCAACUUUUCCCUUGCCUACACUGUAGCCAGUGAAGAUAAAACUGAGAGAUGUGCUCAUCAGUUCCAAGAGUUUGUUAGAAAGAAUCUCCCCAAAAAGUUUGAUCAAGUUUACAGAGAAGUUGUUGGUGCUGGAUGCGAAGCUGUGAAUUACACUGGUGCAGAGACAGAGGUUUCACUGGUUGGAUGGACUUGCCACCAUGGCUAUGUCAUGGAUGAAACACUUUUUAAGUGUUUACAUCCAAGAACCAAAGCAUCUUCCGUUCCAAUUGUUGUCUUGGCAGUACCAAGGCUGAAGUUUGCUUUUGUAGCCAAUUUCACAGCCGAUCACUUAAGACAUCACAUGAGUUCCGACUGUAAGGAGGACUAUACUUCAAAUGUCAACAGUUUAGUAAAUGCUUAUGUACAGGAGCUAUUCCGAAAUGUCUCUGGUUUCAAUGUCAGUGUGGACAAAAUCACAACAUUGUCUUAUGGGGAAAAUGUGAUCAGUUGCAAUGGUUCAGUUCACCUUGUACCACUCAAAGAGUCCCUCAACUCAUCAUCUCUGUUAAGUCUGGCUAUGACACUGGCCAAUCACUCUCAACAUCCUGCUUACAACCUGGAGUCAGCAAACAAUCCAGAUGUUCCUGGAUGUACACAGAUCCGUUUGACAUCUCUGAGGACAUUAGUCGAUAGCUCACCUUUCUACUGCCAACCAGAGGAUGUGUUUGAUGACUUUAACUUGAAAUGUCUCCACGAGGAGCUGCCAGUUCUCGUGGCCAAUGUCUCGCUGUCCAUUCAAGGUCACUACACAGGUGAGCAGUGUCAGAGGUCAGUGACUGCAUCAGCUGAGGUCAUGUAUAAGGAAGUGGUUAAAGACAUACAGAUAAGUAUUGGCCGGCGACAGAUUUGCAACACUGCCAAGGAUACAUUGAUACAGCUAGCUCAGAUUUUUGUUAAUAUUCUUGAUGGUAAAGUGCAGAUAACUCUACCGUUGAAAGUACUUAGUAUACAAGGGCGUAAGCAAGAUUGUGAAAAGUGUGUGAAGGAAGUGUUCCAUUACCUGCGGACAGCGUUGGUGCAACCCACUGAUGCCAUGGUCCAAAACAUCACCCAAUCCUGCAGGCAAAAUGUCCAGAUUCCUGAAAACUAUACCACCUCCUCAGCUCAAUGGAAGUGUAUUCCAAGACUUCAGUACAACUCAGUCCAACACAGAUGUGAAUCGUCUUUAGAUGAUAAUAAUGGUCAUCAGUCUAAAAGAAGAAGUAAGCGAGAUGUUCCAGAGUUGGUUGACUGGAGCGGUCCACCUCCACAGUGUAUUGAUUUGGAGCCUCCAAAAUUUCAAGACUGCCCUGGUUUGCCAAGAGUGAUCACUCUCAAUCAGUUUUUAAGCAGACAAGUUGUCAAGCUUCCUGAAGUGACAGACAACUCUGGCCUGGUGCCCAUCAUCUCUUACAAUUCUUCACAUUUUAAAAUUGGGAAACCUGUACCAAAAAGCAUUUCACUGUCAAUCAAGGCUGUUGAUAGUGCUGGACUUGAUGCUACGUGUAACAUUGAAUUGAUCAUUGAAGAUGAGAUUCCGCCUGAACUCAAGUGCCCAGAAGUGGUCAAUAUUUCUGAGAGAUUCACCAGCAAGACAUAUAGGAUCAAGUACUCUGAUUUAAACAUAACCUACAGUGACAACUCUGGCAAUGUUACACUGAGAUAUUAUCCGCCAGAAGAUAGUGAAGUCUCCAUCACAGAGGAUGUAAUGGUCACAGUCGUAGCGGCAGAUAGAAGUGGCAACACCAGGACAUGCCAGUUUAAAAUUGUAUUUUUCCCUCAAGGCUGUUCUGGUGAGCUCCUCCCUGGCCAUUAUGGAGUUGGUAAAAACUGUACAGAAACUGGCCUCAACAAGGAGGACUUAGUUUGUUUCAUAACAUGUCCGGGGCACACUGAGCCAGUUCAAGUUCUUUCUUGUCAUGCUGGGAAAUGGAAUUCGUCUUUACAAGAGUGUGCUGUUGCAAAUGGAUGUCCCGCUGGAUACUCUUAUUCAAGCUAUGGCGUCUGCUAUGAAUGUGAUGUAGGUUAUUAUCGAAGCGACCUGACCUUGAAAGAGUGUGUUAAAUGUCCUGAUGGGCAAUCCACUCCUGCCAAAAAGUCUACAAGUUUAUCUGAGUGUCAAGAAAUGUGCGGACUGAAUGAGUUCUCAGCUACAGGCUUGAAGCCAUGCCAGCCAUGUCCAAAUGGCUACCACCAGCCAAAAAAUGGAAGCAAAUAUUGUGAGAAGUGCAGUCACACUGAGCAGUAUUGUCAAAGUCAUUGUCUGCGCGGUAACUACAGUGCUAGUCGGACUGCUCCUUGUAAACCCUGCCCUCUCAACUACUACAACCUGAAGUACUUUAGUUUCAAGUGUAAUCCUUGUCCUGACAAUCAGGUGACCAAAAGUGUGGGCAGUAAAUCACGCACUGAAUGUGUCCCAGAUAAUUGUCCAAUAGGCUCAUUCCGUCAUAACUGUACCUGCUUCUUAAAUCAGUCAGACGUAUGGUGCACAUGUAAUGGUUCGGUCUGUUCAUCAAGUCAUGACCCAUGUCAGAGUCAUCCUUGUCACAACCAUGGCACCUGUCACACAAAUGGCAGUGAGUUUACUUGCGACUGUCCAUUAGGUUACACAGGACCAACAUGUGCUGAGCUAGUACCCAGUUACCAGUCAGUAUCAUGGGAUCAUGGCAACAAUGAUACCCAAGAUUGCAAGUUACAGUGUGAUAAUGGUGGAACUUGUGUUCCUAUUGGACCUGUCAGCCAAUGUCACUGUCUGGAUGGAUUCACUGGCUUACACUGUGAAGUGAACAUGGAUGAUUGUCUGGAGAACUAUUGUUUGAAUGGUGGACAGUGCCUUGAUGGAGUUAACAUUUUCACUUGUUUAUGUCCCAAGGGUUUUUCUGGAGACCUUUGCCAAAUCAAUCUAGAUGACUGUGUUAGCUCCCCUUGUCAGAAUAAUGGAGUUUGUAUAGACAACAUUGAUGGAUUUACAUGUGUUUGCCAGCCUGGCUACAGUGGGGAUUUGUGUGAGAGGGUGCCUGACCCAUGCCAAUCCAACCCCUGUGAAAACAACGGAACCUGCGUGUCAUCUGUGUCUGGCUCACCAUCAAACUUCUCCUGUGACUGUGCACAAGGUUACACUGGUCAAACAUGUGAGACUGCUAUCAGCUUUUGUGACCCAAUGCCCUGUAAUAUCAAUGGAACUUCCAGGUGUCAAGAGUCCACAUCAGAGUGUCUGUGUCUGCCUAACUGGCAAGGCAAAUUGUGUACAGUAUACUAUGAUACUUGCAAGGACAAUCCCUGUGGUCAAGAUGCCAUCUGUGUUCCUGAUUCAACACAACUCUGUCUUUGUCCAGUCAAUGUUACCAGCAUUUCUUGCUAUAAGAUAACUGAUGCUUGCAGUUCAAGUCCUUGUGAAAACAGUGGUCAGUGCAUUUUAUCAGAAAACAACUAUACAUGUCAGUGCAGUCAAGGAUUCACAGGCUUGAAUUGUGAGACAAAUAUAGAUGAGUGCAGCUCUCAGCCCUGCCAGAACAAUGGAACAUGUUCAGAUGGCAUUAAUCAAUUCUUUUGUAGCUGUCCCCUGGGAUUUGCUGGAGAGCUGUGUGAGGUGGACAUUAAUGAGUGCUUACAUCUCCCAUGUUUGAAUAAUGGCACCUGUUUACAGUUCAAUGGAGACUAUAGUUGCAUAUGUCUGACAGGUUUCACUGGUAAAAACUGCGAAACAAAAGUCAGUCCAUGUCAGUCCCAACCUUGCCAGAAUAAUGGAUUGUGCCAAGAAAUAGAAGCUGGAUUUGUGUGUUCAUGUUUACCUGGCUAUACUGGUGACCUAUGUCAGACGUCUGCUGCAGAAUGUUUGAAUAGUUCCAUCUGUUUGAAUGGUGGUAAAUGUUACAGACAAAACUCUGUUGACAUCUGCAAGUGUAGCCCUUACUUUGUAGGACCUGAUUGUUCCAAAGAACAAACACAUAACUUUGACUUGUAUUUUGAUGGCACUGACCACUCAGCUGUACUCAUACCCACACUGAAUGCAAGUAAACUGCAGGAACUCACUUUGUGUUUGUGGUUCAACAUGGAGUCAGAGAGCAGCUAUCUUUCCCUGGAAACUGACCACAUGCCAUUGGUAUCAUUGAGAAACUCCAAUAAGAUGGCAUCUUACAUAAUGAACAUUUCAGUACAAAUUCAAAGAAUGGACGGUCUGUGGCAUCAGUUUUGUUUUGUCCUGAAUUCCAUCAAUUGGUUUGUUUACUUGGAUGGACUCAAGACUUUGCUUGGAGAAACCAAAGAGUGGACUGUCAAUAAAAGCUUAAAAUUGACUCUGGGUCAGAAACUGGGUGUGGAAGAUGAAGGCAGGGUCAGAGGUCAUCUAAGUGCUGUCAACAUUUACAGCCAAGCACUGACAGAAGACAACAUUAAAAAUAUGUCUAUUAGCUGUCAGCAGAGAGAGCCAGGUGAUGUCUUCAAUUGGGUUACUGCACUUGCCUAUAUAGAGGAUGGCGCUCAGAUUUCAAUGCCUUCACAAUGUGGGAAGAAACUCUGUAGCACCUUACCAUGUGGGGUCACCACCUCUGCAGAUGUUGUUGACAAAAUGGUUCCGAUUGUCGUCAGCUGUCCUAAAGAUCUAGUUGUGACCAAUGCCAAGAGUCCAGUGUCAGUCAGUUGGGAAGAGCCUACAUUCACAGAUAAUAUAUCUGUGGUCAGGAUCAAACAAAACUACAGAUCAGGCCAGUUGUUUGCUCAUGGCUACUACAAAGUGAUCUACCUUGCCUAUGACAGUGACAAUAACUCUGCUGAAUGUAGUUUUGAUUUGUUUGUCCGAAAUUCCCAGUGCGUAGAUCCCCCGCCUCCUCAAGGUGGAAGCAGACUAUGCCAGGACUGGGCCAAGGGAAGGUACUGUGUACCGUCUUGUAUGAGCCAGUUUAGUUUUGUGGCCCCUGCACCCAGGUUAUAUAGGUGCGGACAAGAAGGUGUGUGGGAUCCACCCACGGCCUCGCCUGGAUGUGCCCGAAAUAAUAUGGCCAACUACACCAUCUCUGGGAGUCUUACAUUUGUUGGAUCAGACUGUUCACCAAGCCGAGAAAACGAACUAGAAUUAACAUUUACAGCGAUAACCAACAGAGUAUGUUCCCCUGACAAGUAUUUCUGUAAGAGGAAUCUGCUGGUUGAAUGCAGAAGAGAGGGGCUGAACAGGAGGAAGAGACAAGCUGAAGCUGGCUUCUACAAUGUAACAUUGAACAUUACAGUAGUUCCAAACCAUGCUGCAGAGUCUUCCUACGUGAUUGACACAAUGCCAGAGACUAUUCUACAGGAAAUCAAAAAUGAGACUGAUGCAAAGUUUACACUGACCUCUGUCCAGUUUCAAACAUCACCACAAUGUCAAUCUGGACAAACAUUACAGAAUAGUUCCUGUGUCGACUGCCUGGCUGGCUACUAUGUGGACACUGAAGGUGUGUGUCGGCGCUGCCCUAAAGGAUGGUACAAUGAGAAGCCACUGCAGACCAAGUGCAUCAAGUGUCCAGAUGGAAUGACCACUGUUAAAGAAGGAUCAAGCCAAUCCUCUGACUGUACCAGCCAGUGUGAUGUGGGCCAUUUCUUUAACGAGUCCACAUCUAGAUGUGAGCCUUGUCCACUGGCUCAUUACCAGGACAAAACUGGUAUGUGGGAUUGCCAAAAGUGUCCAGCAGGUGCCACCACAGACUAUAAAGGAGCCAAAUCUUUGCUAGAGUGCUUGGAUUUGUGCAAAGCAGGAGAGGAGUUAGGUCCAGACGGGACUUGCCAGCUUUGUCCAGAAGGCACUUUUAGAGGAGAACAAAGCUCAAGUCCUUUCUGUGUUCCUUGUGUUAGUGAGUGGACCACUGCAGGCCCUGGCGCAGUUAGUGAGAGACAGUGUAAUGUUGCUCAGUGUCCAAAGGGUCAGUAUAAAAACAUAAAAGAACAGAGUUGUCUGCCUUGUCCUAAAGGAACAUACCAGCCAGUUCCUGGGGAGAAGUCUUGCCUAUUUUGUGUUCAAGGUCAAACUACAGAGUCUGUAGGUGCUGACAGGAAAGAGUUGUGCAUCAAGACAAAUGUCUCAAACAACGAGUAUGCUUGUGAGAAUAUUUGCAAGACAGAGAGACCUUGUGAAAAUGAAAGCAGCUUCAAUCAAUGUUCCUGUCCAACUGAAAUAUGCAGACAGACUUCUAAUGGAGAUGUCAAUCAAAUACUGCUCAUUACAAGCAUGACCCUCUCAGCUGUGGCCACUAUAGUACUUCUAGUAGUCAUUACGGUGUGCAUACAUAGGAGAACUCUUCAGUUUAAAGUGAAGAAAAGAGUUAGAAUGUACAGAGAGGAGACUCAACUUGUCGCCUUUUCCAACCCAGCCUUUGACUCACUGUCUGGCUCAGAGUGGACACGGGGAGAGACACAUAUACCCAUUAGGAUAGCCACGAGAUGGCACCGAAACUAUUUCACAUCUCACAGCUCUGCCAACAAAUCUGAUGUUGAGUCAACGAACUUCUAAUAUAAGGCAUCCUAGUUCAGUAGCCGAAUCAAAAUCUGAAUCAACAUUUUGUAAUAAGUUGACCUCACGCUACUUGGAACUAGAAACCUUUUCAAACAAAUCUGAAAUUUUCAACUAGCUCCAAAAAAGAUUGACACAUAAACCUCAUCUUCCAAUCUCAUUGGACAAAAGACUUGAAGUGUGUCAGCAAAGAGUCUUGUCUUGUGAAGCCUUAAUGCUUGUACGGGAGUGGGAUGACUUCACAGUUUUCUCCCUUGCAUUGAGUUGAAAUAUUUUGAGUGUCAUGUCCUUGUCUAAGAGACGAGUGUUUUAAAACUGUUAGGCUGCAAGAUCAAAUUGUUAUGAAAACAGUCUUAAAAAAAAACAAUCUUAAAAACAUUCCAAUAUUUAUUCCACUUUUGGCAUUCUUAGUUUUGUAAAAUUGAAUUGCUAUGGACACUUAGUUUAAAAAAUACCUGUGUUGCAUUAGCUCAGUUUAAAACAAAACAUGAAUGUUAAGAAUGUUGGUGUAUUUAUUAUAACUGGAAGGACACACAGGACACUAAAUGCAACCAGAAACUUUUGAACAAAAAAAUAAUUUUAUGUCUAUCAAUUGUAAGUUUUUUUUUUUUUUUUUUUUUUUUAAUUAUUUUUAAAUUUUACCAAUGAUCUGAAGAAGUUGAUAGCUGUCUGCUUCAAAAGAUUUCUAGGAAUUCAAAAAUGUUCAUUUUUAAUUGUAUUCAUGUCCAUUUUUGUUUUCAUGUUUGUACCUUUUGAUUUUUUUUUAACAGCUCCUGUCUUAUGUUGAAGAUCAUUUCAAAUUCUUUUCAUUGUAUAGAAAGUUGUGUUUUUUACGUGUUGUUUAUGCAUUGUAAACGUACUGUUUUUGCAGUAACAGUAUGUGUUACGAUGUUUACCUCUAGCUGUAACAAUUUCAUGUUCCAUUGGGUAUGUACAUUUCCUGCAGAAACAACUACCAUGAUACAUUUACAUUACCAGUAGUUGAUUUGUUCUUUAUAGCAUUGCAAUAUCAUCUUAUCUUUAUUGGCUGGUGUAAAGAUGUAAAUAUUGAUCUUCAACUUACUUGUGUUCCACUGACCUAUGUAUACAUCAUCUAUUCAAACACAUGCAUCAUUUAUUCAAAGACAUGAAAUUGUGAAUGCAAUAAUCAGGGACUUCUGUUUUUUGUACUUAUUUUAGUGUAUAGUGUAAUAAUAUGGACUGAUCAAGAAGUGGUAUGCUAUUGUAUGAUACUUGUGCAUUGAAAAUGUUGUUUUCAAUAACCUCUUGUAGUAUUGUAAAUUUGUUUUCACUGUAUGCAUCAUGCCAGCAGUUAAGAGAGAUGCAGUUUAAAAUAUCUUUUCAAAACCUGCAUUAUUUCUAAUAAAAUAGUUUUAAAAUAUAUUAUUCACCUUUGUAACUCAAGCCCAUACACAUACUAUUCUAAGUAAGUAGUCAAGAAUAUAGUAACAAAAGUAUGCUUAUGAAUAAUAUUCUUUAAAUGAUAGUUCUUUCAAGUUCAUCUGUUUGUUGUCUAUUUUGUGGUAUUCUUCACUUUUAGAAAUAAUUUCUCAGUGUCUUGUUUUCCUAAGUGCCUAAGUCACAUUGUACCAGUCUUUUCUUCUUGCCAUGUUUUCCUAAGUCACAUUGUGCCAGUCUAUUUCUCCUUGCCAUGUUUUCCUAAGUCACAUUGUGCCAGUCUAUUUCUCCUUGCCAUGUUUUCCUAAGUCACAUUUGCCAGUCUUUUCUCCUUGCCAUGUUUUCCUAAGUCACAUUGUGCCAGUCUAUUUCUCCUUGCCAUGUUUUCCUAAGUCACAUUGUGCCAGUCUUUUCUCCUUGCCAUGUUUUCCUAAGUCACAUUGUGCCAGUCUUUUCUCCUUGCCAUGUUUUCCUAAGUCACAUUGUGCCAGUCUUUUCUCCUUUCCAUGUUUUCCUAAGUCACAUUGUGCCAGUCUUUUCUCCUUGCCAUGUUUUCCUAAGUCACAUUGUGCCAGUCUAUUUCUCCUUGCCAUGUUUUCCUAAGUCACAUUGUGCCAGUCUUUUCUCCUUGCCAUGUUUUCCUAAGUCACAUUGUGCCAGUCUUUUCUCCUUGCCAUGUUUUCCUAAGUCACAUUGUGCCAGUCUUUUCUCCUUGCCAUGUUUUCCUAAGUCACAUUGUGCCAGUCUUUUCUCCUUGCCAUGUUUUCCUAAGUCACAUUGUGCCAGUCUUUUCUCCUUGCCAUGUUUUCCUAAGUCACAUUGUGCCAGUCUUUUCUCCUUGCCAUGUUUUCCUAAGUCACAUUGUGCCAGUCUUUUCUCCUUGCCAUGUUUUCCUAAGUCACAUUGUGCCAGUUCUUAUUCCCUUGCCUGCAUUUCUGGUUCUUCCACAUGUGUUUGUAUUAAUAGUUGUUGAUAGCUUUAGGAAAAUUAGUGGAGGAGAGAUCUGUCUCUCAUGUAUAUUCCAUAAUCUUAUGCAAUUGUUGUUAAAGAACCAUUUGUUUAUUUAUUGUACAACUUAACAAAAUUUCUCUCUCUCUCAAGACCUUGUGUCUUCCAUGCUUAUUAGCACCAUCCUCAAGACCAGGCUCAACACCAUUGUUAAAUCAGUACUACUUUAUGGAGCAGAGACCUGGGGAUUCACCCGUCACCAGGAGCCACCUGUCACCACCAUAAAACAAAUCCAGGUAUUCAUCAAUACCUGCCUCAUGCAGAUUCUUAUGAUCCACUGGCCAGACAAGGUCUUGGAUGAGGAACUGUGGCCAAUAACAAACCAGCAGCCCAUUGAAGUAGAUAUGGAUAGGUCACACCCUUUGCAAGCCUGCAUCUAACAUUGCAAGGCAGGCCCUCACCUGAAACCUCCAAGGAAAGAGAAAGAGGGGACGGUCCAGGAAUACAAUUUGGAAUCAGAUGGCAAACAGACUGGAAAGAUGUAGGGACAGUUAGAGAGACUGCCAGAACUGAGAUUCCUGAAGGAAGCUGGUUGGUGGACCCAGACAGGACUCUUAAGACAGCGAUGAUGAAAUGAUAUGUUUUCCCAGACCUAUCGAGAUGAUUAUUUUGUCAGCCUUCAUUCCACCUAAUACUGCUGUGCCCUAAAAAUAAUUUUGAUUAGCAAGUUGAUAGGAAUUUUUUUGAAUCAAGUCAAUAACAGACAUACAUUUAAAGGAAAUUUUUAAAAAUAAAUUUAGUAAAAGAUUUUUUAAAAAACAUGAAUUUCUGAGCUUAUAAUCACAUCGAAGAUAGCACACCUGAUUGACCAAACAGCUAGCUAUUUCAAUUGGAUCAAUUCUACAAUCACUCACGUCAAAUCAGUUCUGAUAAAGUGGAUAGUAUGUUUAGAAAAUAAUAUAUAUAUAUAUAUAUAUAUAUAUAUAUAUAUAUAUAUAUAUACAUAUAUAUAUAUCAAUACUGCAAUAUUUAGUGCUUCCUGAAUGUGUUUACUAUUUUAUUUCUGUCAGUUUUGCAGUGUUAAGUUAUUUACAUCUGAUACGUAAGUAUGCAUCUUGUUAAGUAUUUUUAUAACUUCAUAUUGACAAUGUGUAUAGAAUGUUUGAUGAUGAAGUCUGCUUUGUGCUACAGUAAUUGAACUUUAUUCAAGUGUAAAUUAUGUUUGGUUUUGGUUACUUGAUUAACAUACUGUUAUAUUUAGCCCCUGGAUGGGCUUCUUGUUCCAGACUUGUUAAUCCCUUGGUUGGGCUUGUUGCCCCUUCCUUUUCAACUAUGAGCUUGUUGUUCCAGACCUUUGUUAAUCUCUUGGUGGGCUUGUUGCCCCUUCCUUUUCAACUAUGAGCUUGUUGUUCCAGACUUGUUAAUCCCUCGGUGGGCUUGUUGCCCCUUCCUUUUCAACUCCUAUGUGAGUUUGUUGUUUCCCUGUGAAAUAUUUUCUAGUCUUUUUUGUUUUCUUUUAAAAAAUAUCUUCAUGUUUUUUUUUAAAGAUGUUUUUAAAACCUAGUCACUACACCAAGGCUACAACAUUAUGAUAGAACAUACUUUUUACUUGACAAUGUGAUUAAUUUGCCAUGACUAAUGGAGCACACCAUGUUAACAACUAUGCAAUAUGAAUUACUUCAUGAAUGUUGUACAACUUUCUUUCGGAGCUUUGUUUUUUGCUUUUGAUGUUUUAUGUUAUGAAAAAAUGUUGAUUUGGUUUGUUUUAUUUCCACUAGUCUUAGAAAUGUUGAUUAGUUCCUUUUUGCCUUCUACAUAUUUCUUUGUUGUCAUUAAUUUCAUGAUUUGUUUCUUUAUUUCACUUUGCUUUACUAGUCAAGUUUUUUUUUUAUCAACAACUUAGUGACAUUCAAAUUUUGAAAUAAACUGUUUACACCUGAUGAGAUGCUAAAAUUA
Messenger RNA from Biomphalaria glabrata, 16244 nucleotides. RefSeq lists its product as uncharacterized. Bases 459 to 11942 code for a protein of 3827 amino acids. The record is from RefSeq and is a predicted model, not a curated record. The transcript is spliced from 69 exons. Gene Ontology annotation, molecular function: protein binding; calcium ion binding. Lineage: Eukaryota; Metazoa; Mollusca; Gastropoda; Planorbidae. Gene Ontology annotation, biological process: axon guidance.